This is a messenger RNA of Solea senegalensis (Senegalese sole), 1163 nucleotides long. RefSeq names its product mediator complex subunit 31 (gene med31). The coding region runs from base 597 to 986 and encodes 129 amino acids. The transcript is spliced from 4 exons. Gene Ontology annotation, molecular function: transcription coregulator activity. NCBI's taxonomy places the organism in Eukaryota, Metazoa, Chordata, Actinopteri, Pleuronectiformes, Soleidae. Gene Ontology annotation, biological process: regulation of transcription by RNA polymerase II. Gene Ontology annotation, cellular component: mediator complex; core mediator complex. The record is from RefSeq and is a predicted model, not a curated record.
ACCACCCACCUCUUCCGUCGAUGCUACCUCGCUCGCUAGCGUACGCGCUACAUUCCGAGAACCAAGCUCCGUUUACAAAUCCGCUCUGUUAUGGUUGUUUUCGGAUGUUUUCAGUGGUAAAUAAUCGCUUGCGCAGAAAUCUAAAUAUUUUCCGUGUCUGUGACACAGAGACAUACGUUCGGGGAACCACGAGCCGCGAUGGUCGUUGCUUUGAUAGUAACAACUGUAUGUGUCGAUAGUAAUGCCGCUCAUCUCAGCGGCGUUUAAUGAUCAUAUUUAAUGAUCAUAUGAAUGAAACUCGGGGAUUUAUCGCGAUCCGUUUCUUGGCUUGUGAUUGGUAUCACAGUGGUUUAAUCGAUCACGUAUUUCCUCGAUUAAUGAUUUUUGGUCUAUAUAUACGUGGGAAAUGACGAUUAAAACCUUCCAAGUUGACGACUUCCCCAAAACCUUUACCGUCAUGGAGGAGCAAAGAAAAACAAUAACAUAUUCACAUUUUUUAAAAACAAAUAGAAAACGCACAAACACUCAAACGGAGUCGAAUCCCAAAGCACGGCCCGCGGCCUCCUAGUGGCCCGUGGCAGUGCUGCAGGUGGGCCAUGAAAGAGGAACAGGCCAGGAACCGGUUCCAGGCAGAGCUGGAGUUCAUCCAGUGUUUGGCGAACCCAAACUACCUGAACUUUUUGGCUCAGAGGGGUUUCCUCAGAGAGAGAACCUUCAUCAACUACCUGAAGUACCUGCUCUACUGGAAGGAACCUGAGUAUGCCAAGUUUCUCAAGUACCCCCACUGCCUGCACAUGCUGGAACUGCUGCAGUACGAGCACUUCAGGAAGGAGCUGGUGAACGCCCAGUGCGCCAAGUUCAUCGACGAGCAGCAGCUGCUUCACUGGCAGCACUACUCCAGGAAACGCACGCGGCUGCAGCAGGCGCUCGCUGAGCAGCAGCAGCAGGCGCAGCAGCCACCGCACGGCAACGCCGCCGCCAAGUGACUCUGCCGCCAGCCAUUUCAUUUGGGUUUUGUACAUAAAGGAUAUGUUUGUGUGAGGGCGGGACAUGGACACGGCACUGAUCACGUGACAUGGGCUCUGCUGCGUCGCUCUGACACGUGUGGAUCUCGACUCAGCUACUUUUGCCUUUUACAGUGAAUAAAUAAAUAGUUUGUUUGA